Nycticebus coucang (slow loris) is the source of this 876-nucleotide messenger RNA. Its product is annotated as ubiquitin-fold modifier-conjugating enzyme 1-like. The transcript has a single exon. The coding region runs from base 15 to 518 and encodes 167 amino acids. Gene Ontology annotation, biological process: protein K69-linked ufmylation. Gene Ontology annotation, molecular function: UFM1 conjugating enzyme activity. The record is from RefSeq and is a predicted model, not a curated record. NCBI's taxonomy places the organism in Eukaryota, Metazoa, Chordata, Mammalia, Primates, Lorisidae. Gene Ontology annotation, cellular component: cytoplasm.
GUCCCUGGUCCAAGAUGGCGGACGAAGCCACCCGACGCGUGGUGUCUGAGAUCCCGGUGCUGAAGACUAACGCUGGACCCCGAGAUCGGGAGUUGUGGGUGCAGCGACUGAAGGAGGAAUACCAAUCUCUUAUUCGGUAUGUGGAAAACAACAAGAAUGCGGACAAUGAUUGGUUCCGACUGGAGUCCAACAAGGAAGGGACUCGGUGGUUUGGAAAAUGCUGGUACAUCCAUGACCUCCUGAAAUACGAGUUUGACAUUGAGUUUGACAUUCCUAUCACAUAUCCUACUACUGCUCCAGAAAUUGCAAUCCCUGAGCUGGAUGGAAAGACAGCAAAGAUGUACAGGGGUGGCAAAAUAUGCCUGACUGAUCACUUCAAACCUUUGUGGGCCAGGAAUGUGCCUAAGUUUGGAUUAGCUCAUCUCAUGGCUCUUGGGCUGGGUCCAUGGCUGGCAGUGGAAAUCCCUGAUCUGAUUCAGAAGGGCGAGAUCCAGCACAAAGAGAAAUGCAACCAAUGAAGGAGCAGGCCACUGGGCCAAAGGACCUUUGAUAGGCUGCCUUCCUCUUUUCCUGUGCACCUUACUUAUCCGCCUGCUUCCCCCUACACCCUAUACCCCUAGUUGUUACUAAGUAGCUGUGGCAGGCCUAGCUGAAAAGAAAAAACAAAAACUAAAACACAGAACAGUAUUGCUACUGAGUAUCUAAGGCUGCACAGGGAAGAGACUGGACUGGGCCUUGGAAAAUCAAGAGGUAAUUUGUAUCCCUUCCCCAUGUGGAACAAUGUGAGACCCUGGAGGCACAGGAGAUAAAUGAAAGUACAUGCAUAGCCUUUCUGGUUUCUGGAGACAACCCAUCAAUAAAAGCUGCUUCCUCUGG